Fraxinus pennsylvanica is the source of this 813-nucleotide messenger RNA. The record is from the annotation of a GenBank genome assembly. Lineage: Eukaryota; Viridiplantae; Streptophyta; Magnoliopsida; Lamiales; Oleaceae.
AUGCUGUGUGUCAGCACAAGAGCCGGGUCAGCUCGCACACACUUCUUGUCCUACUGCUUCUCCGCCGCCACCUCCUUUUCCGCCGCCACUCUCAAGCCUUUUCAUUACAAACCCUUCAAAUCCCAUUUCCAUCCCUCCAUUAAAAUGCUGUCAUCAUCCAAUUCCGAUCCAAAUCCCAAACCCAGUGAAUUCGUCGAACACGUUGUGCUCUUCAAAGUCAAGCAGGAUGCCGAUCCUUCUGCAAUCAACGCCAUGGUCAGCAACCUCAACGGAUUGACCUCGCUCGAGCCAGUGCUCCACCUCAAGGCAGGACCAAUAGCCCGCAUUCGAUCCUCCUCUCUCUCUUUCACCCACAUGCUCCACUCCCGACACAGAACCAAAUUCGACUUGGGAUCCUACGCAGACCAUCCGGCCCACAUUAGCGUCGUGACGAACUACAUCAAGCCCAUCAUCGACGACAUCAUGGCCGUCGACUGGGUAUCUGAUGACGUCACGGGUUCGGUGAUCGUCCCCAACGGGUCGGCCAUGAGGCUCACGUUUUUGAAACUCAAGGAUGGUGUUGAAGAAAGUGGUAAAAACGAGAUAUUGGGAGUGGUUAAGGGGAUUAAGGACAAGUUUCCAUCGAUCGAGCAAUUGAGUGUUGGGGAGAACUUUUCCCCAGGGAGGGCGAAGGGAUUUUCAAUUGGUUCAAUUGCAGUUUUCAAGGGAAUGACUGAAUUGGAGGCUCUGGAUUCGGAUUCAGAAGUGGCGAAUGAGCAGAAGGACAAAGUGAGGGAAUUUCUUGACGGCGUCUUGGUGUUGGAUUUCCUUUAG